UCAUUCGUUUCAAAAAUUGCGCUCAGACCAGAAAGAAAAGCAAAAAGUAAAGAAAUAAAAAGAGAAGAAAAAUUUACUUGUGAUUUUGAAAAUUCAAAUUGAUUUUGAUAAGUCAUCGAAUACGCAUAUACGCAAACGAGAGCAACUAAACACGCUGGAUUAAAGUGUUUUUUUGUUGGCCGUACACAAAGUGCAAAGAGAAUAAAAGUGAAAAAGUUCGUGAAAAAAACCAAACACACGCAACAAAACUCGCAAAACAAAACCAAACACGUAUCCCCAAUCUCAAUACCCAACUUAUCCAACCUCGCCCGUAACCGGUACGACCGUGUAAAAUCCGCCAAAAUUCUACUCAAGGAGCGUAAAGCAAUCAUCUCCAAAAUGAAGUCCCUGACGGCCGUCUGUCAAACAGGUGCCUCCGGCAUGCCGGGCAUCAGCCCCAAUGGACGCAUUGCGCGCCACCCACCGCACCGCGGCGACGGCGAGAACGCCGAGAUGAAGAUGUAUCUCUCCAAGCUGAAGGAUCUGGUGCCCUUCAUGCCCAAGAACCGCAAGCUCUCCAAGCUGGAGAUCAUCCAGCACGUGAUUGACUAUAUCUGCGACCUCCAAACGGAGCUGGAGACGCAUCCGGAGAUGAACAACUUCGAUGCGGCGGCUGCGCUGACCGCCGCAGCUAACAUGGAAGAUGACGACAGCGAGGAUGAGAUGCACCACAUGGACGACGACGAGGCCGAUUUGGCGGUCGAUGCCGAUGAUCUGCUCGCCCAGCGUCUGGCCGCCGAGCAGCAGCUGGCCAAAAUCUCUAGUCCCGCAGCCCGUCUCCCGCUCAGCGAUCGUCAGAGCCCCAACACGCUGUUGGCGCCCGGUCAGCCACAGCAACAGCAGCAGCAGCUACAACAGCAGCAGCAACAACUCACCAACAGUUUAGCAACGCAAGCGAACGAAGCAGCGGAGAAAGACAGCAGGCAGUCGUAAGCAGCAGGCUGACUAAACAGCGGCCAGAGGGAGAAGAACCUAUGGAACCUAUAAAAAAUUAUUAACUAAAUGCAUAAUCAGUACCGAUAUACCGAGUGUAAUUAUAGCCACAGUGCAAGUACAGUCAACGCCACUCGCAGCAACCUUCGUGUGAAGAGAUCUCCACA
This is a messenger RNA of Drosophila obscura, 1139 nucleotides long. It is a transcript of the gene emc, whose product is annotated as protein extra-macrochaetae. The record is from RefSeq and is a predicted model, not a curated record. Gene Ontology annotation, molecular function: protein dimerization activity; transcription regulator activity. Gene Ontology annotation, biological process: circadian regulation of gene expression; cell differentiation; negative regulation of transcription by RNA polymerase II. Gene Ontology annotation, cellular component: nucleus; cytoplasm. The transcript is spliced from 2 exons. NCBI's taxonomy places the organism in Eukaryota, Metazoa, Arthropoda, Insecta, Diptera, Drosophilidae. Bases 379 to 972 code for a protein of 197 amino acids.